AUGCGCACACCGGCCACCUCUCUGCUGCGCGCCUCCGCCAGGGCUGCCUCGAGACAGGCCACCUACGUCCCCCGCGCCGCCGCCUCGACUCACGCCAUCUCGAAUCCCACACUCGCCAACAUUGAGAAGAGAUGGGAGGGCAUGCCCCCUACCGAGCAGGCCGAGCUCUGGAUGGCUCUUCGUGACCGCAUGAAGACCAACUGGUCCGAGCUGACCCUCAACGAGAAGAAGGCUGCCUACUGGAUUGCCUUUGGUGCUCACGGCCCCCGUGCUGCGGCCCCUGCCGACGAGAACCAGAAGGUCAUCAUGUACACCGUGAUUGGCCUUCUUGCAUCCUUUGGCGUCUUCGCCGCCAUGCGCGCCUUCGCUGGCCCCGCACCCAGCACCAUGCACAAGGAGUACCAGGAGGCUUCGAACGAGUACCUCAAGGAGCAACGCGCCGAGCCCCUUACCGGUCUCUCCUCUGCGGACUACAAGGGCACCGGCAUGGUCCAAUCGCCCCCCAAGCACUAA
Microdochium trichocladiopsis is the source of this 513-nucleotide messenger RNA. RefSeq names its product cytochrome c oxidase polypeptide 5. The record is from RefSeq and is a predicted model, not a curated record. Bases 1 to 513 code for a protein of 170 amino acids. NCBI's taxonomy places the organism in Eukaryota, Fungi, Ascomycota, Sordariomycetes, Xylariales, Microdochiaceae. Gene Ontology annotation, biological process: mitochondrial electron transport, cytochrome c to oxygen. The transcript has 3 exons.